This is a messenger RNA of Xiphophorus maculatus (southern platyfish), 1492 nucleotides long. It is a transcript of the gene sh3bgr, whose product is annotated as SH3 domain-binding glutamic acid-rich-like protein. Bases 140 to 835 code for a protein of 231 amino acids. The record is from RefSeq and is a predicted model, not a curated record. Gene Ontology annotation, cellular component: cytoplasm. The transcript has 12 exons. Lineage: Eukaryota; Metazoa; Chordata; Actinopteri; Cyprinodontiformes; Poeciliidae.
GCAAUGUGUGUCAGUGUGUGUGUGCGAUCCCACUGUUAUUUCUCGGUCCGGGGUGCGCUCUAAUAAUAGAGCAGGCAGACUUCUCCUUUAAGGCCCUUCUUGUUGCACUGCCACCUCUUCAACAUAGUUUGUAGUAAAAAUGGUAAUCAAAGUUUUCCUCGCCACUUCCUCUGGAUCGACAGCGAUCAAAAAGAAACAGCAAGAUGUGGUCGGCUUCCUGGAGGCUCUGAAAGUGGAAUACGCUGAGCUGGACAUCGCCUGCAACGAGCAGAACCGCAUGUGGAUGAGGCAAAAUGUCCCAGAGGAGAAGAAGCCCUCCAACGGCAUCCCACUCCCUCCACAGAUUUUCAAUGAGGAGAGCUACUGUGGGGAUUAUGACACAUUUUUUGACGCAAAGGAAGACAACACGGUGUAUGCUUUCCUAGGGUUGCCCCCUCCUCCUGGCUCGAAGGAAGCAUUGCAGGCUGAGAAGGAGCACAUUAUGCAAAACGGAACCCAAGCAGAGGGAAACCCUGACGACUCAGUAAAGCAUAAUGGGGAUGCACAGGGAGAGGAGGAGGGACAGGCAGGUGAUGAGGAAGAAGGAGAGGAUGGAAGAGCAGAUGAUGAAGCCACUGAACUAGAAACAUCAAGGGGAGAGGAAGAGGAGGCGGCGGCAGAGGAAGAAACAGAUGAGGAAGCACAAGAAGAAGAGGAUGAAGAGCAAGAGGAUGAGCAGCUGCACUCACAGGAGGAAGAAGAACUACAACAGCUUGAGCAGGACCAAGAUGAACAAGGCAGUGAGGAAGAAGAAGAAGAUACAGAAUUACAAGAGGAAGAAGAGGAGGCUGAGUAGUUACAGUGAUGUCAAGAUGAAGACCAUCUACUGUCCUGGAGCUCCCUAUUCCAUCUCUGCCUAACCUCAGAUGCUUGUCCCAUCGUCCCCUCAAACUUGUUGGCCAGCAAUUCCGCCUACGAAUUCUGCACUGGAUUCUCCUGGAAACCAUCAGUUACAUGUUUGACCCAUACACCACAUAAAACAAUACUUUUGACUGCAAUUUUGACUUUGUUUUUAUAUUUCACAUACAAACACAAAUCAUAAUGAAAUUUUGCAUAAGAGCAGAAUGGUGUUUGUAAUUAGCAGCGUUUAUGAAAUGCAGAUUUCUUCAGUUUAAACACAUUUCUCAUGCUUUACUUUUAGCAACUGUAAUUUUCUAACCUUAGAAGAAAGUGACCUUUUCAAAAAACUCCUGGCUGUCUCUCUUGUAAAUGUUCUGCUGUAUUAUUCCAGCAUUGUUCCUUACUUCCUCCUUUUAUCAGCUGAAUGCUUUAAGAGACAUUUAAUGCUCCCCACAAGGAAGAACAAAUACUGCAAGAUUCAGACUAUCAACCAUUUUUACAAGUACCUCUCUACCUGUAUUCCUGACUAAUCAAUACACUUUGUUGAACAAAGAGUGAAACGUGUAACUAAGACAUGGAAACAACAGAAAAAUAAACAAUUUUAGACCGAUAA